This is a messenger RNA of Macroventuria anomochaeta, 2987 nucleotides long. RefSeq lists its product as uncharacterized. Gene Ontology annotation, cellular component: microtubule; cytoplasm; membrane. The record is from RefSeq and is a predicted model, not a curated record. The coding region runs from base 91 to 2889 and encodes 932 amino acids. The transcript has 3 exons. NCBI's taxonomy places the organism in Eukaryota, Fungi, Ascomycota, Dothideomycetes, Pleosporales, Didymellaceae. Gene Ontology annotation, molecular function: GTPase activity; microtubule binding; GTP binding.
CAAGCAAAGACACCGCCAAGACUGCACGACGGGGGCAACUUCGAGUCCUAUGACCUACGCGCAGCCGAACACCUAGCACACCUCAUCACCAUGAGCGGCAGGCUCGUGACUGCACGUCUCACGACACUUGCGCGCCGAACAGCACUGCACACCCCACGCCUAUAUACGACACAUGCGCUGCCCGCAGGCGGUCUGCUACGAAACGAAGCUGGCCUCCGCCUCAUAAAGCGACGACCAUGGCCACUCGGCAGCUAUGCGCUUCACAAUCUCCCUGCAACACGGUCGAUAUCCUUCGCACGGGUAGUACCUAAGCUCGUCACCAAGCUCGCGACAGCUGGUGCAGCUGCAGGAGGCGCUGUCAUUGCGGGCGUCUCGUACAUCCAAUAUCAAGCUGGCCAGGCAGGAAGCUUUGCCAUCGAUAUCUUUGGCCGCGCAAAAGAUGGCGUGAGCACCGUCGCAGGCGGCGCGCUCGAUACCGUAAACGGCUUCUUCGACCAAAUUGACCAAGGCUGGCGCAAGACGAAGGACGACUUGGAGAAGGCAGAUUACCCCGAAUGGCUGCAAAAGCUGCUCGCCACGGAUGAGUCUGGGGGAGCUGGAGGCAGCAAUGGCGGCGGACAAGGACCCGAAGAGCCCAAGAAGAGCGGUGCUAGUACUGCGGCGGCAGGUGCUUCGACAGCAGCGGCUUUUGGAUACGGGCAAGAAGACGGCGAAGAUAAGCAGGAGGCGGAGAAGAUCGCACGGGACGAGCAGAUGAUGAUGCUCACCAAGAAGAUGAUCGAGAUUCGCGGGCUGCUGCAGACGGUUGGGCAGUCAGAUUCGCUGACACUGCCGUCGAUCGUUGUCAUUGGUUCUCAGUCUUCAGGAAAGAGCUCGGUCUUGGAGGCUAUCGUUGGACACGAGUUCCUCCCUAAGGGCCACAACAUGGUCACGCGGCGCCCGAUCGAACUGACGCUCGUGAAUACACCCGACGCGCAAGCCGAAUAUGGAGAGUUCCCUGCGCUGGGGUUGGGGAAGGUCACAGAUUUCAGCCAGAUCCAGAGAACACUGACGGAUCUGAACCUGGCUGUGCCUGCGUCCGACUGCGUUUCGGACGAUCCUAUCCAACUGCGCAUCCACUCACCGAACGUACCAGACCUCUCGUUGAUCGAUCUGCCCGGAUACAUACAGGUUGUGGGACGGGACCAGCCCCCAGCGCUCAAGGAGCGCAUCUCGCAGCUGUGUGAGAAGUACAUCAGGGCGCCCAACGUUAUCCUUGCCAUCUCAGCAGCGGAUGUGGAUCUGGCGAACAGUACUGCGUUGCGAGCGUCGAGGAAGGUCGACCCACGCGGCGAGAGGACGAUUGGAGUCAUCACCAAGAUGGAUCUCGUUGAGCCUGAACGCGCCGUCAGCUUGCUGAACGACAAGAAGUAUGCUCUGCGACUUGGCUACGUGGGUGUCAUAUGCCGUGUGCCAGCCGGUGCAGGUGGCGGCAAGCUGUUCCACCGCGGCAGCGGCAACAUCCAAAAUGCCAUUGCGAAGAACGAGAACGCAUACUUCAGCUCGCACGCUGAGUUUGCACCCGAAGCUCAGCUCGAUGUCGGCACGAGUAACCUCAAGAAGAAACUUAUGCACGUGCUCGAGCAGACCAUGGCAGCCAGUCUAAAGACAACGAGCGAAGCCAUCCAGCGCGAGCUAGCCGAAGCGACAUACGAGUUCAAGGUCCAAUACAACGAGCGCCCACUGAGCGCCGAGUCGUACCUCGCCGAGUCUCUCGACGGCUUCAAGCACUCCUUCCGGGGCUUCACAGAGUCCUUUGGCCGCCGCGAGGUCCGCGAACUCCUCAAGCACGAGCUAGACCAACAAGUCCUCAACAUCCUCGCCCAGCGCUACUGGAACCGCCCGUUCGACGACCUCAGCUCUCCCUUCCCCGAAACCGAUCCCCUCAGCAGUCUCGCGAAGGCGGAUCCUGAAGGCGAAGACUCGAUCUGGAAGAUCAAGCUCGAUAGCUCCAGCGCCGCAUUAACCAAACUCGGCGUAGGCCGUCUCGCAACCAGCGUCGUCGCAAACGCACUCCAAAGGAACAUCGAGUACCUCAUCUCCAACUCGCGCUUCGCAGCGCACCCCUUCGCGCGCCAAGCCAUCACCGAAGCAUCGACAUCCAUCCUCAAAGACCUGUCCUACGAUAUCUCAGAUGAGCUGGAGAUCUGCAUCAAGCCGUACAAAUACCGCAUCGACCUCGAAGACAACGAGUGGGCUAAGGGCCGCGAGAACGUCACUGCCGUGCUGAAAGAAGAACUCAAGGUCGCGGAAGCAGCGAGCAAGCGCCUCGAAGAGAUGAUGGGCGGACGCAAGAAGGUCAAGGAUGUGAUGUCUUUCAUCGACCGCGUGCGUAGCGGACAAGUCGUUCUCGAAGGUGAUGGUGUGGGUGGUGCUGGGGGGUUCAGCCAGGCGCUGUUGUCGAAAGGAAGGGAAGCAGUCUUCCUCCGCGACCGCGUCGACGUCCUAAAACUCCGCAUCCUCGCCAUAAAAUCCAAACAAUGCGCCACUCGCAAGAACAAAUACCACUGUCCCGAAGUCUUCCUCGACGCCGUCGCAGACAAACUCACCACCACCGCCGAUCUCUUCCUCGACGCCGAGCUACUCUCGAAAUUCUACUACCAGCUCCCCCGCGAGCUUGAUGCGCGCCUAGGCAGAGGGUUGAGUCAGGACGAGAUUGACCGCUUCGCCCGCGAAGAUCCAAAGAUCAAGAGGCAUCUGGAUGUUGUUAGAAGAAAGGAUCUGCUCGAGCAUGUGCUCAAGGAGAUGGAAGGAUUGAGGCAGCUUGAGGCGAGGGAGAAGAGGGCGGUCAGCAGGAGGGAGGAGAGGGAGAGGAUGAAGAAGCAGGGCGGUGGGUGGAGUUUGUUCUAGAGGCGAAGGCAUCGUGGGAAUGGUGGGAUGGGUUUGUGUGUAGGUUCUACUAUUGGGCAUAGAUUGCAUGGUGCUUGGGCGUUAAGAUACCACGAGAG